CAGCAUCGCCCCACCAGCAUCGAGUGGGAUGGCUGUGAUCCCCAGAAGCUUUACACCCUGGUUCUCACAGACCCAGAUGCUCCCAGUAGGAAGGACCCAAAGUUCAGGGAAUGGCAUCACUUCCUGGUGACCAACAUGAAAGGCAACAACGUGGGCAGCGGGACUGUGCUGUCGGAUUAUGUUGGCUCUGGGCCGCCCAAGGGAACAGGCCUGCACCGCUACGUGUGGCUGGUGUACGAGCAGCCAAAGCAGCUGACCUGCAACGAGCCCAUCCUCUCUAAUCGCUCUGGUGACAAAAGAGGCAAGUUCAAGGUGGCUUCUUUCCGCAGCAAGUAUGAGCUGGGGGUGCCGGUGGCUGGCACUUGCUACCAGGCGGAGUGGGAUGACUACGUGCCGAAGCUCUAUGAGCAGCUGUCGGGGAAGUAGGGCGAGGGGACCUG
Mesitornis unicolor (brown roatelo) is the source of this 440-nucleotide messenger RNA. RefSeq names its product phosphatidylethanolamine binding protein 1 (gene PEBP1). Bases 136 to 426 code for a protein of 96 amino acids. NCBI's taxonomy places the organism in Eukaryota, Metazoa, Chordata, Aves, Mesitornithiformes, Mesitornithidae. The transcript has 3 exons. The record is from RefSeq and is a predicted model, not a curated record. Gene Ontology annotation, biological process: negative regulation of MAPK cascade.